Molecule: messenger RNA, 1122 nt
Organism: Penicillium malachiteum
Lineage: Eukaryota; Fungi; Ascomycota; Eurotiomycetes; Eurotiales; Aspergillaceae
Product: Transferase
Exons: 1
Coding region: 1-1122 (373 amino acids)
Source: RefSeq, a predicted model, not a curated record
AUGGUGACAUCAAUGGAAAUCGAGAAUGAUGUCCUGGACAUACUGGGUCAGCAGCCAGGGAUGCACAAGCUGUACACCCAAAUAUGCUCCAUCUACGCUGUACCAGACUCGUCAAAUUUCGACACGAUCAUCAAUACUUUGAGGAAUGGACUCGAUGAAUUGACUGAGUCAAUUCCCUGGCUCGCCGGAGAGGUUAUAAAUGAGGGCGCGAGUGAAAGAAAUACUGGCGUCUAUAAGAUCAUCCGUACGGAAAGGAUCCCACUCAUCGUCAAAGAUCACCAACAAGAUACCUCUGCGCCUACAAUGAACGCUCUCCGAGAAUCCAACUUUCCUAUAUCGAUGCUUCAUGAAAACAUUAUCGCGCCAUGUUUGACUAUCAACUUACCUGGGAAUACUGUCGGGUUAGCGGCUCACUCCGCGCCUGUCUUUGCCGUCCAGGCUAAUUUCAUCACUGGUGGCCUCAUUCUUACUUUUGUCGGACAGCACGAUGUUAUGGACAUGACAGGCCAAGACGCUAUCAUUGAGUGGCUGGACAAUAUCUGCCAUGGAACACCACUUACUCAAGAGGAUAUCUCGAUUGGUAACAUGGACCGAACCAAAACGGUAUCUCUCUUUGGGGAUGACUACAAGCCUGGUCCUGAGUUAGAUGAACAAAUGAUCCGGCCACCUCCAGCAGAACUGGAUGUAUCAUCGACACCUACAACGCCUGCCCCGUCAACAUGGGCGUAUAUAACGUUCUCCGUGACCGCUCUGGAAUCCCUGAAGAUCGACGCAACAAAAACGAUGACUCUCCCAUCUGGAUUCAUCUCUACAGACGAUGCACUCUGUGCUUUUAUUUGGAAAUGCGUUUCCCGCGCCCGAAUUCCCUGCCUGGCACCCAAUACAAAGUCCUCUUUUGCACGCGCUGUGGACAUCCGUCAAAGAAUGGGACUUCCUACUUCAUACCCAGGGAUGUUCCAAAACAUGACCUACCAGCAUGAUACACUACAAUCACUAGCAGAGAAACCACUUGGCGUUAUAGCCUCAGAGUUUCGCCGACAAUUAGAUCCCAAAGUCCGGGAUCUGGUCUAUAAUGCUCGGGAAGCCGGAGGUAGUUCGAAGACCGGGGUUUAUGCCUUUUGA